AGCCUCUCCCUCCCCACAAUCCUGGGAGUGCCGCUCUGAAUUAAGAUUUCACUGUUAAGCAGAGCCAAGCAACAAAGAGAAAUGCGCAGUAAGUUAACGCAGUGAUGGGAUACAGGGUAUCGACGCGGUUGGUUACUUUAGCCUGGUUGGUCUGGAAGGAUCAGUUGGAUACAUUUGAGCUGAGACUUCAACAAACAGGGGCCAGCCAGCCGGGGGGAAGUACAGCAGGAACUCAGGAGGCGGGGUAUCUGUGGUAGCGUGAGCCCAGAAAUGUUCCCCGAGAAACGACUGAAAUGAUGAUGAGAAGCAGCAGGCAGGCUCCAUCCUCAUCUUCGGCAAAUGGGGAGCGAAGGAGGGAGCACGAGUCGGGCGAGAAGGACCUUUCAGGAGCCACACUUAGAAAAAGUGGUGGGUGGCUGAGCGCAGAGCGAGAGCAGCAGAGGUGAAGCAGCGAGGCGUGCGUCUCUCCUCUCCCCAUCCCGGCCGCGCCCAGCCCAGGAAUCUUACCCAUCUUCUUCACCGAUAUGGUUUGUGGACUCUGAUGACCCAAAUCUGGCAUCGGUUCUGGAACGCUUAGAGGACACUAAGAACAACAAUUUGCUUCGUCAGCAAUUGAAGUGGUUGAUAUGUGAACUCUGCAGAUUAUAUAACCUUCCUAAGCACCUGGAUGUUGAGAUGCUAGAUCAACCACUACCCACGGGUCAGAAUGGGACAACUGAAGAGGUAACUUCAGAAGAGGAAGAGGAGGAAGAGAUGGCUGAAGAUAUAGAAGACUUGGAUCACUAUGAGAUGAAGGAAGAAGAGCCUAUUAAUGGGAAAAAGUCAGAGGACGAAGGAAUUGAAAAAGAAAAUUUGGCAAUAUUGGAGAAAAUUAGGAAGACUCAAAGGCAAGACCAUUUAAAUGGUGCAGUGUCUGGGUCGGUACAAGCAUCAGAUAGACUCAUGAAGGAGCUCAGGGAUGUCUACAGAUCACAGAGCUACAAGGCAGGGAUUUAUUCAGUGGAACUAAUAAAUGACAGCUUAUAUGACUGGCAUGUCAAACUACACAAGGUUGACUCUGAUAGUCCUUUGCACAGUGAUCUUCAGAUCUUAAAAGAAAAAGAAGGCAUAGAAUAUAUUUUGCUUAACUUCUCUUUUAAGGAUAAUUUUCCAUUUGAUCCUCCAUUUGUUCGAGUGGUGUUACCUGUUCUCUCAGGAGGGUACGUGUUGGGUGGAGGAGCGUUAUGUAUGGAACUUCUUACAAAACAGGGCUGGAGCAGCGCCUACUCUAUAGAAUCGGUCAUCAUGCAGAUCAACGCCACCUUGGUGAAAGGCAAGGCCCGAGUGCAGUUUGGAGCAAAUAAGAAUCAGUAUAAUCUAGCACGGGCCCAACAAUCCUAUAAUUCCAUUGUACAGAUACAUGAGAAAAAUGGCUGGUAUACACCUCCAAAGGAAGAUGGCUAACUACGUUGACAUAUGUCUGGACCAAUGUUGCUUUAAAGAAAAUCGUUCCAACGUGCAGACAUAAGCUUUUGAGUGCCCGUAUAACAGCAGUACCGAAGACAUUAGCUAAUAGAUCAUUUAGUGGAUAAUCUGUCAACUGACAUCCAGAUACAGCCUUUUCAUUUUGCUCACUUUAGGUAUCUUGGACUGAACAGUGGGGCCUUUACUGUAUUUUUCCUGAUAAGUACACACAAUAGCCACUCCCUACCACCUCUUUCUUGAAAAGUGAAAUCUUUUAAGCAAGCAGGGAAGUCAGCAUCAGUUUACUGCAGCUGUGAAUUUACAGUAACCUUCAUAUAUUGAGCCUAUGGGGUAUGAAGAUUUGCAAAAUCCUGUUCAUUUAGAGCCAAUAAAAGUUUAACUGAUGGUCAAUACUGGUUUAGGAAUUUUAGGUCUUCUAAACCAUAGUGUUUUCAGGUCUGAAAUCUUUUUAUUGCCAAAAUUAUGACAGGAAGCCUCUUCAUUAAAUUGUUAACUUUUUCAUGGUUGUGUGAAGGUUUAAACUGUUUCUGGAAGUAUGAUCUUAGUUGUAUUGUAUCAUAUUAGGUAAAGCAAAGUGAGCCAGCCAUUUGUGAGCAGUAAUUUCCACUGGGAUGGCAGAGUCCUGCUGGGCUCAACCUGCCUCCUGUUGGUUCAACAUUUCUUGGGAAGAGCCACAAUGUAGAGCCUGAAGUUCUAAAGUAUGAGGUCAUUUUACCUUCCCACUUAUUAACGGGGUGUUGCAAUUGUUGAUAAACUAAUAAACUUGUCAAGUGAUUGGCACAAAGACAGACUCCUUGAGCAGAAGUAUAAAAGACACCUAAAAUUGGAGACCCUGAGAUUUUUUGCUGUAGUCAUCCAGUGGCUUUUACAUCAGAAGACCAGUAGGGAUUCAGCAUAUGUUAAUUCUUUUAUAAAAUGUGACACAAAUCAAUGUACUUCCCAUUUUUUGCCUUAUGUGAAUCAGUCCUCUUUGGUUGGUAAUAGUUUUUUUUUUUUAAUUCUGAAUUUGAUUUAAGUAUAAACUCUAGCUAUUAAGCACUUUUAAAAAAGAAACCCAGAAGCACAUUUUCCUGCACAAACCAGUACAAAGUUUUGUUUCUUUUUUUUUUUUUUUUUUUUUUUGCUUUUUGAGAUAGGGUUUCUCUGUGUAACAGCUCUGGCUGUCCUGGAACUUGCUUUGUAGACCAGUCUGGCCUCGAACUCACAGAGGAGUGCUGGGGUCAAAGGCGUCUACCACUACUGCCCAGCUCAAAAGGUGUUUCUUAUACACUUGAUUUGUGAUUCUUUUUUUUUUUUUUUUUUAACUUUGUAAGCCACAUUCAGGAAACUUGGCACUUGUGCAUUUUGUGUGUGUUUUUAAUUUCUCCUGAUUCUGUUCUGUUGGUUAAGAGGACAGGUGAAGAUACCUGGUAUUCUUGCUCCCUUGGUUACCUUCAAAUGAUUCCAGUGCUCAGAUAACAAGUGACAAGGCAGAAUUAAUUCCUCAAAGCAUUAUAAAGUUCCUUAAGCCUAAGGCAGAAUCUUGAAUACAUUGUUGAAUUCUUUCAUAUCCUCAUGGCUAGCAGAUUGACAGCUGCACAUUUGGCAUGCUUUGUUUUUUGGAUUUUAUUUUUCAUUGCAGAUUUAUUUGGCAAUGUACAGUAAAUUUUGUAAACUUGCAUCAAGUUUAUGAAUAAAGAACCAUUUAAAAAUU
Molecule: messenger RNA, 3157 nt
Organism: Peromyscus maniculatus bairdii (prairie deer mouse)
Lineage: Eukaryota; Metazoa; Chordata; Mammalia; Rodentia; Cricetidae
Gene: Ube2q2
Product: ubiquitin conjugating enzyme E2 Q2
Molecular function (GO): protein binding
Source: RefSeq, a predicted model, not a curated record